Molecule: messenger RNA, 249 nt
Organism: Lindgomyces ingoldianus
Lineage: Eukaryota; Fungi; Ascomycota; Dothideomycetes; Pleosporales; Lindgomycetaceae
Exons: 1
Coding region: 7-249 (80 amino acids)
Source: RefSeq, a predicted model, not a curated record
GUCAACAUGCUCAAAAGUGGUCAGGGCAUUAUUGAUGAGGCGGCAAAAGAUUUCGACCAAGUCAUACAGGCGGGCUGGACAGGGAAACUUCCCAGCUUCUCGUCCUUAGGCAAGGUGAUUGCAGGUAUUGGCAAAAACGCAGCGGUUCAAUCAACGGAGUUCCCGCCUGGGGUACAACCGAAUAUUGAUUACUCAGCGAUUGAGAAAGACCACCGAUGGAGAGGUGGAGAGGCUUACCGUGCGGCUUAG